Molecule: messenger RNA, 2079 nt
Organism: Haliotis rufescens (red abalone)
Lineage: Eukaryota; Metazoa; Mollusca; Gastropoda; Lepetellida; Haliotidae
Exons: 10
Coding region: 226-1644 (472 amino acids)
Cellular component (GO): cytoplasm
Source: RefSeq, a predicted model, not a curated record
UCGAUGGACACUACUGCGUGCGUGUGUGGGCCGAUGAGGCUUGUCUUCUCUUGUUUUAAUCAAUAUCGUCGAUCUUUAUUAUUGUGUGACUGCAAACAGGGAAGUGUCACUUCCCCAUGCUUUCUUGGAUUGGUAGGACAUACUGAUGAGACGUGACUGAAGACGGAUUCAUUAACAAGGAUCAGUUUGACUAGGCUCCCUGUUCUCAGUACAGUUUGAGGUGGGAUGUUUAGAGGGACGUGGGUUGUGGUUGCCGUGGCGCUCAUCUGCUGCAGCUCCACCUGGGGCCUCGAUGACAUCCAGGCAGGUGUUCCACCAGAACUGACCCGUAGAGCCAUGCAAGAUGCCAUGGAUGAGAGGCAGUCCGAUGAAUACCGCCAUUUGUUGGCUGACCAGGUCGAGAUCCAGCGUCGGGCUGAAGAAGCAGAAAACCUUGCUGCAGCAGAGGAAGAAUACGAGAGGAUCAAAUACAACAUGAAGCGAGAAGAAGAUGCUGAGGACCCUGAUGCUGAAAGCAGUCGUGUGUCAGCUCAUAUAUCUGCAGAUAAAAGGAUCAAGAGAUCCGGUCAAGGUGCUCCUAUGGGAAGAAGCAAUCGGUUUUGUGAUGACGCCCAACACGGGCUGAAAUAUGACUGGGACCCGGAUAAUCCUGCUAAUGCCAUCAACUAUACAUGUUACAGUCAGCAGCUGGACCCUAAACAUCAAACGUUUAAAGUCCACUGUGAGCACCCACACAAGCCAAUCCAUCGGUGUAUGCAUUCACCCCUCCAUAAGUACUCCGAUCCACCAAUCAGCGGUGACCAUCGACCUCUGUGGGCCAGGUACGGAGAAUACACCUUCCUUCCAUGGCAACGGUGGCUUCACAACCUGGAGCAUGGAGCGAUAGCGUUCUUGUACCACAAGUGUGCUGACCCUGUGGAAGUGAACAAAACUCGCCAGAUGCUGGUCAACUGUCUGAGGAAACAUAUCAUCACUCCGUAUGCUCUCCCAGAGGACAAGCCCUUUGCUCUGCUAUCCUGGGGCUGUAUUCUCCCAAUGACUCACUUUGAUGAAACCACGGUCUUCAGAUUCAUCAGGCAACAUGGAAUGCAUGGUAGAGAGAACAGUGUCACGCUGGAUGGCCAGUACUCGAAGCUGCUGACUGUGCCAGCCAAAGUGGUCUCUACCUAUGAGGAUGUGGAUAUAUGUCCAUCUUCCAACUUUCCGGAGCUGCGUUAUGUCGCUGCAGUGGGGCAUGCCACGAAGAAACAGAUGCUUGGUCUCAGGGAAACAAAACUGCCGUUGUCAGCGAAGCAGAGGAGGAUCCAACGUCACAGAAAUGCCAGCUUGGCAGAGAACGCCCACAAGUCACAACGACACAAAAAGGCAUCAAUGCUGAGCACAGAAGCGAAGAGGAAAGCGAAACGAUCUACAGACUUUGUCGCAUCGGAGCAGAAAUUGGCAGAAGGUGACUCUUCAAACAACAAGAGAAUGAUGGAAAAGCGAGAAGCUGGUUGGCUGAGAGAAGAGCCAAGUCAGGUUGAAAACGAGGCUCGGUUGUUGGAAGGAGAUGAAAGAGAGGCUGAAGUGGCACGUCUGGAAAGAGGCCUUGAUAAAGUCAAGAGACUGUUCCGUUCAAAUGUAAAGCCAUUCUUAAAUAACUGAAACUAGCCCAAACAUACAUGUGUGGGAAAAAAAGUAUUUUAUGCGCAGUGAAUGCUGCGCUAUACAAAUGCAUAAAUUAUUAUUAUUAUUAUUAUGGUUAGGUGGUGGUUUAACAUCUUACAGGGAGAACAAAGUAGGGAUCUAAGGUGUCACAAAGUAGGGAUCUAAGGUGUCGCAAAGUAGGGAUCUAAGUUGUCACAAAGUAGGAAUUUAAGGUGUUGCAAAGUAGGGAUCGAAUUACAAUGAUGAUGGAAAAGUCACACUUGCACUUUAUUCAGUUUGUACAAAAUUGUUUCCUUCACAUGAUACUGGUAAACAUCAUUGCAACAGUGUACAUGAUAACUUAACUGCACUGCUUGCUGGGUAGAUACUAUUGAAUUGUUACAAAUGAAAUUAUCAUAAUACUUAACAAUGGAAUAAAGCUUUCCUGAAUUA